UUUCAGACAACCAUGAAGGCCCUGAUAAUUCUAGCUGUGAUUGCUCUAUCUAGCGGACAUAGAAUUCACUACCGGAACAACUGCUACAAAGAAGUCUGGGUAGGAAUUCUAGGCAGCACCAUUCCAGAUCAAGGGGGAUUUAAGCUUUCCCAUGGACAAAGUCACAGUGUUUAUCUCCCACCUCACUGGUCCGGAAGGAUGUGGGGACGAACAGGAUGUGGCGGAUCUCACUGUGAGACUGGAGAUUGUGGUGGAGGACGACUUCAUUGUAGUGGAGCUGGUGGAAUCCCUCCUGUUACUCUCGCCGAAAUCACGUUUGACGGUGCCGGAAACCAAGACUUUUACGACAUCAGUUUGGUUGACGGUUUCAAUAUUCCUUUGAGCAUGCGCCCAAAAGCUGGAACUACAGAGGGGGGAUCAGGAUCAUAUUAUUGCCGUUCUGCUGGUUGCUAUUCGGAUGUUAAUGCUGUUUGUCCCAGCGGUAUGAGGAUUUACGGUACUGGCGGAGUUGUGGCCUGCAAGAGCGCCUGUCUCGCAUUCGGAAGACCAGAGUACUGCUGCAGCGGCGCUCACAACACGCCGCAAACGUGUCCAAAUUUCCAUUAUGCUGAAAUCUUUAAGAGAGCCUGUCCUCAAGCCUACAGCUACGCCUAUGAUGACAAUAAGAGCACAUUCACCUGUAGGGGCGCCGGAGGAAGACAGUCCGAAUACGACGUGGUAUUCUGCGGUUAA
This is a messenger RNA of Saccostrea echinata, 732 nucleotides long. RefSeq lists its product as uncharacterized. The record is from RefSeq and is a predicted model, not a curated record. NCBI's taxonomy places the organism in Eukaryota, Metazoa, Mollusca, Bivalvia, Ostreida, Ostreidae. The transcript has 2 exons. Gene Ontology annotation, cellular component: extracellular region. Bases 13 to 732 code for a protein of 239 amino acids. Gene Ontology annotation, biological process: defense response.